Messenger RNA from Bubalus bubalis (water buffalo), 7010 nucleotides. It is a transcript of the gene CEP68, whose product is annotated as centrosomal protein 68. The transcript is spliced from 10 exons. Bases 1445 to 3775 code for a protein of 776 amino acids. The record is from RefSeq and is a predicted model, not a curated record. NCBI's taxonomy places the organism in Eukaryota, Metazoa, Chordata, Mammalia, Artiodactyla, Bovidae.
UGUGCUCUGGAAUUCAAGUUGCCCACAGCGGGGGUUCAGACAUUUACAGAUCUGUUUGAUGAAUUGGUGAGACAUUCAAGGUAAGCCAGAUUGCUCAAGUACUGCUGGGUAAACGUAUCAGAACACAGGACGGGUCUGACACAGAUUACCAGGUGAUCCCUUCCCCAUUCCAGGCCGGUGGUAGUUCUUUUAUACCCCAGGAUUCGCUCAGCAGUACCAGCUGUGCAACUAAGCCCCCAGACCUCAUGCUAGCUGGAGGAGAGGUGGAGGUGGUGGAAAAGGAUGUGCAUCGUGGAUGCACUUCCCCUCAAAUUUCAUCACCGGUUUCCCAUCCGAACGGGCUGCUCGGAGAGCCGCUAAGCAGCUCCUGGUUCAUUUAUUCACAAGCCUCCCAUCCUUCCCGAGCCUGCCUAAGGAUCCACCUAAAGCUGUCCCCAGCCACCAGGCCGGGGGUACCUUGCCGUCUUCCGGCGCUCGAGCGCUGUGGCACCUGUUCAGACCUCGGUCACAAGCCUAAUUGUUUAGAUGCGAAUGUAAACAGACGCACGAAGACUGGGUCCGCCUCUCUGGCAGCGGAGCGCCAGAAACACUACCAGGCGCUUUGCCCAAAAUGAAUGGAAAUGAACGGGUGCAUGACUUGGGCUGCGGCCUACUAGCUAAAACAGAGCCCGAGAGCACCCACCGUUCCUCGCGGCCGGGGACUACGCGCUCUUUCACUACCCUCUAAUCCAGGACACUAGAACGUGAGCCGCCAGCGCGGAAGGCGAGGAAGGACAGCCGACCAAAGAAGCGCGGGCUACCCAUAGGCCAAGGCGGUACCAGGGGUGGGCUGUUCUUGCAGGAGCGGGUCGUGCAUUGGUCGAGCCUCCGGCCUAAGUGCUGGGAUUGGUCGCGCCUCUCCGAAGGCGCCCUCCGCGCGGAGGCGGGGUGGCGGAGGGCGUGACCGGCGCUCGGUCCCGCCCCAGGCGUUCAGGAGUCCGGCGGGAGGGCCUCUGUGUCCACCUGGGACUCCGUCUUCGCAGCUGCCGCAUGCGACUGCUGACGCCGCCGGCUCGUUCGGGGAGUCCGAAGGGUUCCGGACGCGGCGGAACGGCGGGUGAGAGUAGCUGCCGGGAGUCGGGACGCGGAGGCCGGAGGCCGUCGUUGGAAAAGCCUGAGCGCGGCGAAAUCGGGCCGCGGGAGCGAGCGUGUCCGGGCAUCCUCCCGUCCGAGCAGCUGCGCCGCGUUGCUGCCCCGGCUUCAGAGGACUCUCUCUCCUUCGCGGCCUCGCCUCGGGCGUGUCUUGUUUAUUACCCUGCGCGCUCGCCCUGCCCAGAAGUACCAUUUCAUGAAAAUCACUGAAUUUCAGACCUUCUCUCCUGGUUGCUGAAGGACUUCCGGCCACACUGUUCACUUAGUUCAGGGAGCUGAAGCUUCAGCAGAAUCCUGACCCAGGGACAUCUCAAUGGCCCUGGGAGCAGAAAAGGCAGAGGGGGAGGCGUCCUCAGACACGAAAGCCCCUUCCUGUGGGAACUGGAGCCGUGGGGAGCAGGAGCUGAGCCCCGCAGGGCCUGUGCUCGGGGAGCAGCCGCCACGCCUGGAAGCCGAGGGAGGACCCGCCUCCCCUGUUGGGGGCACCGAGGGGCUCCCCGGCCCUGCCUGCUAUGGUGGGAUUGGCCCUGGCCCCUCCAGAGCCUGCCAGCCACCAGCAAGCGGGGCCAGCAGGGAGCCAGCAGCUGGUGGGUCUAAGCCCGCUUUUGGUUGCGUGCCUUCUGCUGGCCUGGAGACUGGUGAUCUGCCCUCUGCGGGAAGCCAGAUGGAGGAGACCAGGCUUCCUGCCCCGGAGGCGCUACCUCAGACUCACGCCAUUCCCAGAGCUGCUGCUCUUUACUUGGGACACGAUGCUGACACCGAAGAUGGCCCGUCCCCUGUGGAAUCGCCGCAGGUGCCAGACCUCUGCCCACAGUCUCCCAUCUCGGGCUUCCCGUGCCCGUCAAGGUGGAGGUCGGCCGUGAGCCCGGGGACACCCGCGCCACCAUCUUCCAGUUGCAGCAUGUCCGCCUCCUCCCCAGGCAGCAGUCUCCAGGGUCACCAAGAAAAGGCCGAGCCUCGGAGUGGCUGCCUUGCCAAGGUCUCCUCCUCCUUGGAGCUGGCUGUCCCGCCAUCAGCACCCUCAGUGGUAGGCCCUGGGCCUCGGCUCCAGUGGUUGCCCCAGCCUGUGUCCUCAGCGGGUGAUGCCCCCGGGCUGGGCAGGAGACGCCUCUCCUUCCAGGCCGAGUACUGGGCCUGUGUGCUGCCCGAUUCCCUGCCUCCCUCCCCAGACCGCCGCUCCCCACUCUGGAACCCGAACAAAGAGUACGAAGAUCUGCUGGACUACACCUAUCCCCUCAGGCCCGGGCCCCGGCUCCCGAAGCAGCUCGAUAGCCACGUGCUGGCUGAGCCUGUCCUGCAGGACUCGGGCAUAGACCUGGAUAGCUUCUCUGUCUCCCCGGCGAGCACCCUUAAGUCACCCACUAACGUCUCCCACAGUUGCCCACCAGCCGCGGCCGCUGCCCUGCCGUUCUCUGGGCCCAGAGAGCCAAGCCUUAAGCGGGGGCCCUCUGGAGUACCUCAGAAGCAGGGUGGUGUGGGGUUAGCAUCUUGCAGCCCCUUUGCCUCUACCCCCAGAGCCCCAAGCGGUAGGGCCACUCCUUGGGUGAGCAGAGAGCCAGCCCGGAGGAACCUGAGGGACUGGCCACCUGUGGGCCGGCACCUUGAGCUGGGUUCUCCACACCUGAGGACAAGGGACAGAGGGUGGUCCUCACCCGGGUUGGAGAGGGAGAAAGGGGCCAGCCAGGGCCUUGGGCGCCUCACCUGCGAGGAGUCUGGAUGGAAACCCCAAGAGGAGGUGGAAAGUGACGACGAGUAUCUGGCCCUACCCACUCGGCUGACACAGGUUUCUAGCUUGAUUUCGUAUUUGGGCUCCAUUCCCACCUUGGUGCCCCUGUCCACGGAUGCUGCCGAAGGGCAGAGCUCCCUGCGUGUGUCGGACAGUGAUGGGCCAGCUUCCCUCCCGUCAGACUCCAGCCAAAGCCAGCUUCCCUCCGGGGCUACCCUCAGAGGGUCCUGGAGCACUGAGGACCAGAAGCACUGUUUGCGACGCUCCUUCAUCCAUGCAAGGCGCUCUGCCGGAGAGGGCAGUCUGGUGAGCGGCCAGGCCCUGGGGGUCUCCUCCGGACCAGUGAGAACCCGCACCUCCUGGUCGGCAGUGUUGGAUCCAGAUGCUGAAGGGCAGCCUCCCAGGAAGGGCGGAGAACAGGGGAAAGAGUCACUCGUGCAGUGCGUGCAGACAUUUUGUUGUCAGCUGGAAGAGCUGAUCCACUGGCUGUAUAACGUUGCAGACACUACUGACCACCUCACUGCACCCAGAUCCAACCUCACAGGCCUCAAGUCUUCUCUGCAGCUUUACCGGCAAUUUAAGAAAGAUAUAGAUGAACACCAGUCCCUGACGGAGAGUGUCUUACAGAAAGGGGAGAUCCUGCUUCAGAGCCUGCUGGAUAAUACCCCAGUGUUAAAGGAUGUCCUGGGCAGGAUCUCUAGGCAGCCCAGCGCGCUGGAGAGCCACGCGGAUCGCCUGUACGACACCAUCUUGGCCUCCCUAGACACACUGGCCGGCUGCACCCUCACCUCCGACAGCACGCCAGCGGCACACAGGAGUGCCGGUGUGAAGGGGAUUAGCCUGGCUCCUCUAUCCUGUAGGCUCUUCCCACCCAGCUUGUGUGCGGCUCCAUCGGCAUCUUCUCUGAAUGAGAUGUAAUUAUCUGUCAGUCAAAAUGUGGCUAUUUGGAAACUUUCGGAAGUCCUUGUGAGAGCCAUUUAAUUCUGAAACCAAGUGGGAAAUGUGACUCUAAUGUACUAGCUUUAAAAUGCCUUUCUCUUCCCUGAAAGUAAGGGCUGUUGAGUUACUGUUUUUAUUUAAAUGAGUCCUUUCCAGUUAAGGUUUUCCUUUGGUGCUUCUCUACAAAGAGCAUGUAGCUUUGCAGUUGAUCAAAUAAUGCAGACAAGGCUUACAGGAUUUCCUCUCCCUCCGUCCAGUUAAAAAGAGGAGACAGAACUCCUAAACUAGUCCGUGUACUGAGAUCAUUUAAAGAAAGCUGGUAGGAGAAAGAAGGUACCCAGUACUUGGUGUUCUCAGGCAUACAAGAGGAUCCAAAAGACAAAAAGUGACUAGGCUUAUAAAUCACUCUCUGAAGACUGUAGAAGACACUCAAACUCUCCAAAUUAAUAGAAAGUUUUGAACAAAUAGAACUUCUGUAAAUUAUUUUGGGCUGCUAAGAUACCUUUUAUCAUCUUAAGUGCUCAGGGCUCCAUCUGCCUGCCUAACAUUUUAAAGGAGAAUGUGAUAGGGGCUUAAGAAGCUGCCAUUGAGCUUCAGCCCACUAAUGAUCUGCCUUCAGGGUACCUCCAGGAGGAGGCAUCCUCCACUCCUCCCUGGGAAGAGUCAGAAGGGUAUGGAUAGGCUCACACAGCCUGGUUAAAUAGCUGUAGAAGCUAAGGCUGUUCAUGGUGAGGGGAAAAGGGAAUUCUUUGUUUGGGAGUUGACAUGUGAAUACCUUGGAGCGGGGUGGGGGGAACCAAGGAGCAACCAUUUAAAGCCAACUCUAGCUUUUUAAAGUAAAAUGAUUGGCCAUUGCUGGUAACCACACAUUCUGCAAAAACAAAGCAGUGCUUUAAAAAUGUUUUAUUGGGCUGUGAGUGUUCAUGGAAGGAGGAAAGCACUUUGCCUGUUUACUUGUAUUCCAGUAGGCUAUGACCUGAGGAAAGGGUUCUCCACACUUAAAUAUGUGAUAAACACUUCAAGAAAGUCAAAAUCCUUUCUCAAACUCUAGGUUCUCACUUGAGGGAGGGUGCUUAACAAAGGAAGAUACUUUGAUUUAUAAAGAAAUGGACAAAUCACCUGAACCCAGAGCAGGUAACAUUAGAACAGUUACUCUCAUAAAGCAGUCUUCUGAUAUCCCCUCAGAAUAAAAUACUAAAUAAGAAAAUUACCCUCUUUAAGAGAAGUUUAGAACUUAAAGCUGAUCAACUUAACACCAUCUCAUCCAUCUCUGUGAACUAAAAUCCUCAAGAGUUUAAACUGGAAAAUAAGCUGUUAAUAAGUUUUAAUGUUUAAAGAUUUUAAUUCUAAAGGGAAACUAUAAAAUUCAGUAACAGUUAUAUAAAAUGGAGUAUUUCAAGUGCCUCUGCGAUUCUAGUAUUUAUCAAAAUGCUUAAAGGCAUAAUUUUGAUUCUGCUGUCUCAGUUUUAAUCUUGGUUCUGUACAUAGAUUUAGAAAGACAAAACACCUUCCUAGCAGAUUAUUAUAUAUGUAAAAUAGUCUUAAAGGCCUUAAUUGGUUAAGAAGGCAUAUCUAAUAGCCUCUGUACUUAAACUGAUAUAUUUCACCUUCUCUUUGACGUGACUGUAAGUUGGUACAUGCCUUUCCAAUGAGUGUGUUACAGGAUAAGCCCUUGGGAGUUAAACCCAUUUACUGACAUUUUGCUAGGCAUGAAAAUGCCUUAACUAGUUAACAAAAAAAUUGUUUCUAUAGGAUUGUCAUCUUCAAAGUGACCAAUGGUAUUUUACAGUAGUUGAAAGCUAAAAGUGCCAUUCGAUCUAAUAAUAGGCUUCAGCUGACAGAAAUUUUCACAGAAUAUUUUAUUUCAGAGUGCCCUAUUUUGUAAAAAACUAUUACUUUUACCAUCUUUACCGGGUGAUGAUCUAAAGAUAUUUUUGUUCACUUCCUUUGCCUACUCUGGACCUACUCGUGAAUAUCACUGAAGAGCAUCAGCACAGCUAUUAAUGGUCUCUUCGGCAGUGCUGUAGGUUUAAGACCUCCCUUAAAACUCAAGCGGAAAUUGUUUCUGACUAGGCAGGUGCUGCCAGCAGCAUUUCACGGGCAGACAUGGCCAGGCUCGAUUCAGGCAUUAGCCUUCAGGACAGCGGUGGCUCACAGUGACACACCAUGUGGUCACAAAACCCCAAGUUCACCUAUAGUAUAAUUCCCUAGUAGCCCCUUAAAGUAGUAGAACUUAAGUCCACAGGCAAGUGGCAGUACUGGGAGCUAGAUUGGCAGUUUCAAAACCUGGGUUCUUGUUGCAGCUCCAUGGCUUAAGCUCAUCUGCCAAUAGACAAUGUCAAUACAAUGAUACUUUGAAGCUUAAAUGGGAACACAAAGAAGGGCAGAUGUAAAAGAGCUGCAAUGACAACAUACAUGCUAAAGGAAAUUUUGGUCCAAAAUCAAAAAACGUCAUUGCUUAGACCAGAAUGGCUAUCAUUUUGCAAGGAUUUCCAGAGACUGUGACUGCUUAGGUUUAGAACAUGUGAGCUAAUUCAUAGCAACCACUUACAAAAUAUGGCAAGCAAUAAUUCCCUUUACUGAGUGAAUGGAUUAUUAAAAGCCCAUAAUGUAGCUUGAAAUAUUUGUACUUGAAAGUGGGGGUAGGAAUGGGAGUAUUUUCCCCCAAAACGGCAUUCAUUAAGUGAGUAGUGAAGCAUGCUGAAACAUCUUGUCCCAGUCUUGACUACCACAAGGAAAAGAACACUAGAAUUUUCAAAAAUAAAAAUGUAAAUAUGCUUACACCUCAAAUUCACAUCAUUUUUUUGCUGACUCACCAAGAAAAAGCUGACAGUUUGAACAACUUGCUGUAUAAAACAAAAGUGCAUUACACUGUCUGAAAUUUGUAUCAUCUACUUUAAAAAUGUUUCUGAAUUAUUUGUACUGUAUUGAUAAGGCAAAAAAAAAAAACCUUUUGAAGCACUAAAAAAAUUUCACCCAAAUAACUAUUGGUAGCUUGAGGAGUUUUUCAGUUGCCUUAUGUGAAGAUGAAUAGACCCAACAAGCACAUCUAUAAUACAAAGUAAACUGUGAUUUUAUUGUGAAAUUCUCAUAGAUGGAAAAUUAAAUUGAAUAUUUAUUCUGUCCAUUCAUUUUACAAUAAUCUUACCACUUAUUUUUGUACCAUGUAUUUCAAUUGUCUGUUUAGUGAAAAUAAAGAAACCUAUAAUUUUUG